This is a messenger RNA of Microsporum canis CBS 113480, 5043 nucleotides long. Its product is annotated as ATP-dependent bile acid permease. Gene Ontology annotation, molecular function: ABC-type peptide transporter activity; ATP hydrolysis activity; ATP binding. Gene Ontology annotation, cellular component: fungal-type vacuole membrane; fungal-type vacuole. NCBI's taxonomy places the organism in Eukaryota, Fungi, Ascomycota, Eurotiomycetes, Onygenales, Arthrodermataceae. The record is from RefSeq and is a predicted model, not a curated record. Bases 1 to 5043 code for a protein of 1680 amino acids. Gene Ontology annotation, biological process: transmembrane transport. The transcript has 2 exons.
AUGGAAGACUGCGGUGGACGCCCCGUCUGGGACGUUGACGACCUGUCACAAUGCUUCCAGCACAGGUACCUCGGGUUCAUUCUCCCUAUAGCUUCCUGUGCCAUCUCGCUGGUUCUGGUCAUUGCACACGCUCUGCUUUACCGGAUUGCCGAGUACCGGAGGAGGCAGUACAAACAAGCCCCGUCUGAUAUCGUGGAUGUACAUGCCAAUGGAGCCGACGAUGGAGCCUACAGAGAUGACGGAGACGAAGAGAGUGACUUGAUGCUCAACAAAGUCAUCAGUCGCACGGCAGAUGUCCUGAUUGAGCCCGAUAAGCCGCGUGGGAAGACGCUGGUCAACACGAUCGAGAUACUCGCCUUGGUCGGCCAGGUGGUCACGAACGGUAUCGGCAUAGCUGCCGUGGGCAUUCGUAUACCUGCUCAGACCUCCCUUAUCGUUCGUCUGGCUUCAUGGAUAUAUAUCCUGGCCCUCGCCGUUGGGAGACUCGCCUCUUCGCCAUCCAGGUGCCCGUCACUACCAAAACUUUGGAACCAUACUGCCUCUCUGUACUCACUACAAUGGCUCUUCAUUGUGUUACCGUUCCGUUCGAUCCUCAUCCACAGGCCGCAGGAUUCCAAUAUGCCCUUCUUGGCCACGGAUUUUGGGCUGUCGACUAUCUUGCUGCUGAUCGCCCUUACCACCCGAAAGGGCGGAGAGACCGUCCUCGUCCAACACGAAGACGGCAUGACUCCUCCCAAGGACCAAUUUGCCAGUCUUUUCUCCCUGGCCAGCUUCUCGUGGAUGGACUCCUUCAUCGCCAUGGGAUAUAAGAACUCCCUGGAAAUCAAAGAUGUCUGGAACCUGAAGCCAGACGGCCACGCAACCGCGGUCCUGGCCAGCUUCAGACAGUAUAAGAAGGCCUGUACCAUGGCCUGGAACCUGGUAGGGUACUUUACCCCCGACCUGCUCAUCCAGGGUCUCUGGGCAAUCUUAGCCAGUCUCUUCACCUUCCUCCCCACCUGGCUCCUCAAGUUUAUACUGGAGUAUGUUGAAAACCCCGAUGAGACGCCCGUAAGUGCUGCAUGGCUCUAUGUCGUGCUCAUGUUUGUCUGUGGAGCCGUCCAGGCAGUCGGAGACGGCCAGUCUCUAUGGCUUGGAAGAGAACUCAGUGUCAAGCUUAGAGCCAUUAUCGUCGGUGAGCUUUACGCCAAAGCUCUCAGACGCAAGGCCGGUGCAUUUGUUGGAAGUGCCGCCAAGGGCGAGGAUGAGAGUAAGGACCAGCCAAAGGCUUCCAAGAAAUCAAAGGGCGAGGGUGAAGAUGCACCCAAGAAGGGGUCCGAUGGUCAGGCCAACUUGGGGAAGAUUAUCAACUUGAUGGCCAUUGACUCGUUCAAGGUCAGCGAUAUCUGCGCUUAUCUGCACUUCCUCUGGGCCAGUGUUCCUACCCAGCUUAUCGUAGCCGUAUACUUCCUCUAUCAGGUCCUGGGUGUCAGCUCUCUGGCUGGAGUUGCAAUGACGAUCUUAAUCGCUCCAUUAAACGUUUAUAUUGCUAGCAGAUUCCGAGCUAUUCAGUACAAGAUACUUGCCGCCACUGAUGCUCGUAUCCAUGCCACAAAUGAGGUGUUACAAAAUAUUCGAAUCAUCAAAUACUUCGCCUGGGAACAUCGCUUUGAGGGCAUCAUAAACGAAAAGAGACAGGCCGAGCUACGUCACAUCCGCUCCCGUUACUUGCUCUGGGCCUGGGCUGUUACUCUAUUCUACGGCACACCACUUAUCACCACACUCUGCACGUUCUACAUCUUCACAUAUGUGGAGAACAAGAAGUUGAUCCCAUCAAUUGCGUUCCCUGCCUUGUCUAUGUUCUCGCUACUCCGUGUUCCUCUGGACCGACUGGCUGACAUGGCAGCACACGUCCUCGAAGCAAAGGUAUCCAUUGAUCGAGUUGAAGAAUUCCUGAGUGAGGAAGAGACCGAAAAAUACCAUCAACUGAAGGAUUGCAGCACUAAGGAGCCGAAAAUCUGUUUGGAGAACGCCACGUUGUCCUGGGGAACUGGCAAGAUGAAUCCUAGCAGCGUGUUGAGUAGCACUGCCCCAGCCUUCCGAUUGAUAGACGUCAACGUGAAUUUCCAGCUUGGAAAGCUAAAUAUCAUCGCUGGCCCAACUGGAUCCGGAAAAACUUCCUUGCUCAUGGCAUUACUGGGAGAGAUGAGCUUGAUCAAGGGCUCUGUGUCUUUGCCUGGAGCAACCAGUGAUCGAGCUGACCUUCGUCCCAACCCAAUGACCUCUCUGACGGAAAGUGUUGCGUACUGCGCCCAAGAAGCUUGGCUUGUCAACAAUACGAUCAAGGAGAAUAUCAUCUUUGCAUCAUCCUUUGAUGAAAAUCGAUACCAAGCCGUUAUCAAAGCUUGCUCGUUGGAACGUGACCUUGAAAUCUUGGAUGCCGGAGAUCAAACUCUUGUAGGCGAGAAGGGCAUCAGUCUUUCAGGAGGUCAGAAGCAGCGAAUCUCUCUGGCCCGAGCCAUGUACAGCAGUGCUCGUCACUUACUUCUCGACGACUGCCUCAGCGCUGUCGACUCACACACGGCCAAGCACAUUUUCAACAACGCCAUACUUGGUCCGCUCAUGAUGAACCGCACAUGUAUCCUGGUCACUCACAAUGUUUCGCUCGUCUUACCCCAGGCCGAAUAUGCUGUCAUACUAAACAACGGACGUGUUACAGCUCAAGGCUCACCUAAAGACUUGAUUGAUGCCGGAGCUAUUGAGGAUGAUAUCCUCCGAUCAGGAUCUCAUGGUCCUUCCGAGCUAGCGUCUCGUGUGCCCUCAAAUCUUGAAGAGACUGUAGCCGACCAGGCAAAGAAUGCUGCCUCUGCCACCAAUGGAGGCGUAAGAGCUCUAAAGAAGAAGAAAGCCACAGCAGCUUCACCGCCUACCAAUGAAGAGCUGAAAGUUACUGGAAGUGUUCCAAUGUCGACUAUCUACAUGUACCUUCGUGCUAUGGGACCAUGGUACUUCUGGGUCUUAGCAAUGUUCUUCUUCCUUCUCCACCAGCUCGCAUCUUUGGCGCCAAAUGUCUGGAUUAGGCAGUGGGCCAAUGCGUAUGAGAUCAGGAACAGCACCCAAAGCACUGGAGCUACCGCAUUCGACGUACCUAGUUUGAAUUUUGGAAACACAGCAGCCAUGUCGUUUAUCUCUCAAACGCCCAAGGAGCCUCAAUUUUCCGCCAUGCGCAGGAAAUAUGCCGAUAUUAACGAAUCCUACUACCUCUGGAUAUACCUUGUCCUCACCAUCAUGUACAUUUUCAUUACUUUCAUCAGGGAGUGGAUUUUCUUCUGGGGCUCCAUUCACGCAUCGAGAAAAGUCCAUGCAUGGUUACUCCGAGCUGUGAUGCGGGCCAAGUUCAAGUUCUUUGAUUCAACUCCCUUGGGUCGUAUCAUGAAUCGAUUCUCGAAGGAUAUUCAGUCUAUUGACCAAGACGUUGCAGCUACUGCUAUCGGCGUUAUACACUGCGCAGCCGCAAUUGCUAUGAUUGUUAUCCUUAUCUCCGUUAUCACUCCAAAAUUCUUAAUCGCCGGUGUCUUCAUCACCGUAAUGUACAUUGCCCUCGGAGCCUUCUAUAUAAAUACAUCCCGUGACCUCAAACGUUUGGAAUCCAUCCAGCGAAGCCCGCUGUACCAGCAAUUCGGCGAAACCCUGAACGGAGUCGUCACUAUCCGAGCCUACGGCGACGGCGCUCGCUUUAUUUUGGACAAUCAUGGCCUAAUCAACACUUACAACAGGCCUUAUAUCUACCUAUGGGCCGCUAACCGAUGGCUUGCCUUCAGAGUCGACAUAAUCGGUGCCCUAGUCUCAUUCUUCGCAGCUGCCUUCCUUAUUCUAAGCGCUAAUACUGUCGAUGCUGGAGCAGCAGGUUUGGCAAUGACAUAUGCUAUUACGUUCUCCGAAAACAUCCUUUGGUUAGUCAGGCUUUAUUCCGAAAACGAGCAAAAUAUGAACUCGGUUGAGCGUGUGGAGGAAUACAUGAAAGUGGAACAGGAGGCACCGGCAUUGAUCCCAGAAACUAAACCGGCUAGAAUCUGGCCAAGUAAGGGUGCCGUCAGGUUUGUUGAUUAUUCCACCAGAUAUCGCCCUGACCUAGACCGAGUAUUGAAGGGCGUGAGCUUCGACAUUCAACCUGGUGAACGUGUUGGUAUUGUCGGUAGGACCGGUGCAGGGAAGAGCUCCCUAGCGCUAGCUCUAUUCCGAGGUCUUGAGGCGGAAACCGGAAAGAUUCUAAUUGAUGAUGUUGAUAUUGGAUUGAUCGGUCUGCAGGAUCUUAGACAAAACAUCACGAUUGUGCCACAAGACCCCACCCUUUUCACAGGAACGAUUAGAACAAACCUUGACCCAUUCGGUUUGUUCACAGAUGAAGAGAUCUUCACGGCCCUACGCCAAGUCCAUCUCCUCGGCCCAGCCAUGACCAAUUCCGAGGAAGCAGAACGGCCACAUAGCAAUACAAUUCCCGAGUCAAACGCUGAAUCAGCUCCGUUACUACUUGAAGAAGAUACUGUGCCUAACACCCCUCAAGAUUCCAACACCCUAGUUGGAACUGCAAACGGCAGCACAGCCGAUACAGAUGUCAGCGCGGCCCAUCUGCAGGAUAACAAAAAUAUUUUCUUGAAUCUCGAAUCAGCCAUCACCGAGUCCGGAUCCAACCUUUCCCAAGGUCAACGACAACUCCUCUGUCUAGCCAGAGCCUUGCUCAAAUCUCCAAAGGUUCUUCUAAUGGAUGAAGCAACAGCCUCAAUCGACUAUGCUACCGAUUCCAAGAUCCAAGACACCCUUCGCGAAUUAAGGGGUAACAACACGAUAUUGACAAUAGCACAUCGCCUCCAAACAAUCAUCGACUAUGAUAGGGUUCUUGUUCUUGAUCAUGGUGAGGUAAAGGAGUACGAUGGGCCCUGGCAGCUGAUUAACAAAGAAGGAGGAAUUUUCAGGAGUAUGUGUGAAAACAGCGGAAACAUGGAGGUUUUGUUGGAAGCUGCAAAGAAGGCCUGGGAACAACACAGAUUAGUGGAUGAUUCUUAG